Molecule: messenger RNA, 1126 nt
Organism: Morus notabilis
Lineage: Eukaryota; Viridiplantae; Streptophyta; Magnoliopsida; Rosales; Moraceae
Product: TATA-box-binding protein
Exons: 9
Coding region: 188-790 (200 amino acids)
Biological process (GO): DNA-templated transcription initiation
Molecular function (GO): DNA binding; RNA polymerase II general transcription initiation factor activity
Source: RefSeq, a predicted model, not a curated record
CACAAAUCGCCUCCAGAAGCUCUCAAAACCCUCUCUCUCUCUCGUCUUCUCUCUUCCUCAGAUCUAGAUCCAACCCUUUUUAAAGCCUUCAAAUACAAAUUCCUUUCUCCUAUAUAUAUACACAUAUAUAUAAAAGAUUUGACGUUUGAGUCAUUCUCACUGAUAUAAAGGGGAGUGAAAGCCAACAAUGGCGGAACAAGUCGUGGAAGGAAGCCAACCGGUGGAUCUCGCGAAGCAUCCUUCGGGGAUUGUUCCAACCCUCCAAAAUAUCGUCUCAACGGUCAAUUUGGACUGCAAGUUGGAUCUUAAGGCCAUUGCACUCCAAGCUAGAAAUGCUGAAUACAAUCCUAAGCGUUUUGCAGCAGUUAUAAUGAGAAUAAGAGAACCAAAAACCACAGCAUUGAUAUUUGCAUCUGGCAAGAUGGUUUGUACUGGGGCUAAGAGUGAACAACAGUCGAAACUUGCAGCAAGAAAGUAUGCUCGAAUCAUCCAGAAACUUGGUUUCCCAGCAAAGUUUAAGGAUUUUAAAAUCCAGAAUAUAGUAGGAUCCUGUGAUGUUAAAUUUCCCAUAAGGCUUGAAGGACUUGCAUAUUCCCAUGGUGCUUUCUCAAGUUAUGAACCAGAACUAUUCCCAGGCUUGAUUUAUCGCAUGAAGCAACCAAAGAUUGUGCUGCUCAUCUUUGUUUCAGGAAAAAUUGUCCUUACAGGGGCGAAGGUAAGGGAUGAGACCUACACAGCCUUCGAAAACAUAUACCCGGUUCUUACAGAGUUCAGGAAGAAUCAACAAUAAUAAUGCGUCCGAGGACUCGAUCAUAAUGACUAAGUAUUGAAAAUUUUGGCAUAUGUUUGUCCAAAAAUCAAUGCCCAUAAAAGGUAUACACAAUGUCAAGUGUGUCUUCAAUGGCUUCACUGGAUUCAAUUCUGUGGGCAGAUCAAAUUAGGAAGAGCAGCCGAAGACAAAUUUGCUCUUGGAAUGUUUGCUGUAAUGAUAGCCGCGCCCGAAUUGAAUUGUAAAUAUGAAAGGGAAUUGUGUCACAGUUGACUGGUUAAUCUCUUUUCGCUGAACAGUUGACUGGUUUUACCUAUGCUUGUCUGAAGAUAAAAUGAAGACCAAAUAAUUGCUCUU